Mytilinidion resinicola is the source of this 2610-nucleotide messenger RNA. RefSeq lists its product as uncharacterized. Lineage: Eukaryota; Fungi; Ascomycota; Dothideomycetes; Mytilinidiales; Mytilinidiaceae. Gene Ontology annotation, biological process: regulation of DNA-templated transcription; DNA-templated transcription. The transcript has 3 exons. Bases 1 to 2610 code for a protein of 869 amino acids. The record is from RefSeq and is a predicted model, not a curated record. Gene Ontology annotation, molecular function: DNA binding; zinc ion binding; DNA-binding transcription factor activity, RNA polymerase II-specific.
AUGGCCGCCUCGGCUUCGGGCUCCGAGAAAAACGCGACCUCGCCCGCGUCCGCUAGCACUCCAUCAUCAACAUCUGCGCCAGCACCGAAGGCGCAGAGCUGCGUCGUAUGCCGCCGUCGCAAGGUGCGCUGUGACAAGCAGUCGCCGUGCUCUAAUUGCCGCCGCGCGAACAUCGCAUGUGUUCUUCCUUCGAAAGAUCGUCCGCCAAAAUGGGCUCGUCGCCUCGAGCGCCUCACCACCAAUGCCGCAGCAUCAAACCCUCCGACGCUGCAAGACGCCGACCCGGGCGUUGCCAAGGUCAUGGAUAGACUGCGGAACCUCGAGGGCCUUGUCAAGGAGCUGACCGGCCAGCUGGAACAGGGACAGGCGGCCGCUAGCGCGCAUGGUGGAGGUGAAUCUAGUCUCUACUCUCUUUCAACGUCUGCCCAGCAUCGUGGUGUAGAGCAACAGAGGCACACGUCACCUAUCGAGAGUACUAGUAGUAUCGAGAAGCCGUUUGGGAGGCUCGUUCUACAGGGUGCAAGCCAAAGCCGCUAUGUGAGCAGCGGUUUCUGGACUCGGGUCAACGACGAGCUUGAGGGCUUGAAGACGGACACCCGCGGCCUGGAAGGAGAUGAGUUCGAUAGCUCAGAGGAUGAGGCAUCUUCUGGAAAGUCACCGCCUACCCAGGAACUUGAGCGGACACCUUCCGAACGCCAUGCAUUCCUCUUUAGACACAACUUGAGUCCUUCGGCUCACGAUCUCCGCGAAUUCCACCCGCUACCGUCGCAGAUCCCGUUUCUCCUAGAUGUCUUUUCUGAGAACGUGAACUUCAUCACGCAGAUCGUCCAUAUGCCAACCGUUACCAAAAUGGUCCGUGAUUUGCGCGGCAGCGACAUGAUGCGCCUCACGCCAUCUAAUGAAGCCUUGAUGUUUUCCAUUUACUACGCCGCUAUAACUUCAAUGGAGGAAGAUGAUGUCAUGACGAAUUUUGGCUCCUCAAAGGCCGACCUCAAUCUCAGAUAUCGGCUCGGUCUCGAGCAUGCCCUCGCGAAGGCCGAUUUCCUCAACGCUCCCGAUCUUGUCCUAGUUCAGGCAUUUGUCAUCUUCCUCUCUCUCGUUCGCCGACACGACAGCCCGAGGUUCGUGUGGAUGAUGACUGGGCUCGUCAUCAGGAUGGCUCAGUACCUUGGUUUGCAGCGAGAUGGGUCACAUUUCGAGCACCUGACUCCAUUCGAGAUUGAGACGCGACGAAAGGUCUGGUGGACUAUGUGCAUGCUGGAUGUGAGAGCAUCAGAGGACCAAGGGACAGACCUGACUAUAACGAGCGGCAGCUUCGACACGAAAAUCCCUCUGAACAUCAACGCUGCAGACAUCAGUCCCGAGUCAAAAGAGAUGCCCACAGAGCGCGAGGGCGUGACCGAGAUGACAUUCGCGCGCAUCAAUUUCGGGCUAUGGCAUAUCAUGUGGCAGCUGAUGAACCCCAGUGUAAGGAACGGUACCGCAAGUUUGGAAGACCAAAAUCGUAUGGUGAGCGAGAUCUACCAGAAAUACGAAGAAGGUUACUUUCAGCACAUGACAGAGUCGGGGAAUAUUGGCUUUUGGGUCGGGUCUACCGUCGCGCGCCUUGUCAUGGCAAAAAUGACGUUGAUCGUCUUUCUUCCUGUUCUCUUCUCUUCCCCAAGCGAACACUUCUCGGACGAGAUAAGAACCAAGUUGCUGGUCUCGGCAAUCGAGGUCGCGGAGUAUAACCAUGCGCUAAACGCCGAACAAGCAUGUCGGCAAUGGCGCUGGGUCUACCAAACUUACACUCACUGGCAUGCCAUUGUAUAUCUUCUGAUCGAUAUCUCCCGACGGCCUUGGUCACCCAUCGUCGAGAGGGCAUGGGUCGCGCUUCACAGCAGCUGGCUGAUCCCAGUUCAAAAUCCAACGAACAAGAAUCUCCGCGUGUGGUUUUCACUGCGAAAGCUAAUGGCCAAAGCCAGCAGGCAUCGCGACGCCGAGCUCAGCCGGCUGAGAGCCGAUCCACAGGCCGCCGCCAGGUUGGAUACGGAGGACCAGAACAUGCCAUUGCCGUCAAGCUCAGGGCCCUUCCCAGCCGAGUCUGGAUCUAGUGUGGACAUCUUCCGCGAGCGGUGGCGCAAGCUCGUGAACCUUUCAGAGCCUACCGAUCCGUCCAUGCCUACAAUCUACGCAAGUCAGCAGCCAACGGCGUCUGCUUUUGCGUAUAACCCAGGCGACUUGACCUCCAACAUAACCUCCGAGCCUACCUAUCUUGGUACGAGUGGACAGCACGCCGCUCAAAAUUCAGAGCAUAUCAAGUUCAGAAAUCCAGAGCCAGCGCUUCCAACGAAUGCUCCCAGCGAAUUGGCCUUCAGCCAACCUGGACUACCAUACAAUCCCUUUACUACUAUCCCUGCAGACUCCUCAGAUGGUCGUACCAUGGGUCCCGGUCUUGGGGCUUGGCUGUGGGCUGAGACUGACUCCUCGGAUGAUAUGUUUCCUAAUUUGGACCUUGAUCCCAUCGAUGUGAAUAUGGAUCUGGGUAGUGAGAUGAAUUGGUAUAAUUGGGUGGAAUCUGCUAAGGGUAUGGAAAUGGAUGCAAGCCUUAGUGGUAAUGGCCGGACCUAG